AUGUCAGCCGAAGACGCAUUCACAUUCUUGCCGCAGGGCGCCAUCAUCCAAGAGUUCCGCGUUGCGGGGCACAACAUCGUCCAAGGUUUCCCUACCGCGGAGCCUUACAAGACCAAGAAUUCGGCCUACUUUGGCGAGACGAUUGGACGCGUCGCAAACCGUAUCAAGGAUGCCAAGAUCCAGAACUUGAAUGGAAAAUCGUACCAACUUACAGCAAACAACGGACCCAACGGCCUUCACGGAGGUCCAGCUGGCUGGNGAAAGAGAACGUUCGAUGGACCUACCCCUGUCAACAGGGNNGGUGGAACAGAAGCCGUUCAGUUCACAUACCUCAGCAAGGACGGUGAGGAGGGUUACCCUGGAACUGUGGAGCUUCGUGUUUGGUAUAUCGCAAGCAAGAAGAACGAUAGUGGUGUGGAGAAGACGCAACUCGAGAUCGAGUACGAGGUUGAGCUUGUCGGCGACGAGGUCGAUGAGACGUUAGUUUCGGUUACCAACCACAGCUACUUCAACAUCUCUGGACAAGACACCAUCGAAGGCACAGAAGCAACUCUUAUGACCGACCAGUUCAUGGUUGUGGACGAUACAGACAUUCCGACUGGCGAAAUCAAAGCUUUCCCUGGUGUCGAAGCCGAGAAGGCCUUCACACUAGGUGCCGUUGAUCCCGAUAUCGAUCACUGCUUCGUCAUCAACACUGAUGCUUCAAACGUACCCCUUGACACAAGAUCCGAGACUAUGCGCAAGCUGUGCUCGUUCUACCACCCCACCACAAAGCUUCACUUCGAGGCGCUCAGCACCGAGCCCGCCUUCCAGUUCUACACUGGCAAGUACAUCGACAUCCCGGCUGUGGAUGGCGCACCAGCACGCGGUGCUCGUGCUGGCUUCUGCGUCGAGCCCAGCCGUUACAUUGAUGCUGGAAACAACGACGAGUGGAAGAAGAUGGUUCUCCUGAAGAAGGGGCAGACCUACGGAAGCAAGAUCAUCUAUCGUGGAUGGAAGGAGUGA
Aureobasidium vineae is the source of this 1005-nucleotide messenger RNA. Lineage: Eukaryota; Fungi; Ascomycota; Dothideomycetes; Dothideales; Saccotheciaceae. The record is from the annotation of a GenBank genome assembly.